GCACGGAAAGCAAUGAUUGGCUGAGUCCGAAAAGUGCCGCCGCCUCGGCGAUUUCAGUUUCGGUUUCGCCCGGUGGGUCGGCGGAGGCCGGGCUUGUGGGGUGCCCGGAGUAGGGGUUCGGAUCCCGGCCGCGAGAUUUCUGAUCACGGUUGUUAAAAUGAGUCUGCGGAAGCAAACACCCAGCGACUUCCUGAAGCAAAUCAUCGGGCGACCAGUUGUGGUGAAAUUAAAUUCGGGAGUGGAUUAUCGAGGGGUCCUGGCGUGCCUGGAUGGCUACAUGAAUAUAGCCUUGGAGCAGACAGAGGAGUAUGUAAAUGGACAGCUGAAGAAUAAGUACGGGGAUGCAUUUAUCCGAGGAAACAAUGUGUUGUAUAUAAGUACGCAGAAGAGGAGGAUGUGAAGACACCAAGACACAGUACUUUUCAUACCGAGAUAUAUUUUUUAUCAAGUUUUUUGUUUCUUGUGUCAUAUAAUUUUUCCUAUUUUGUAAUAGUUGGUGAUUUUCCACUGACACAUAAUUGAGAUAAAUGUGUAAAAUUGUGGAUUUAAUUGUAAAGAGUUCUUUCAUAUUUAAGUUGCAGUCAUUUUUUUCCGUUUACCUCUAUGUCAGUGUGCAGAAAGGAAAAGAUUUUUUUUUUUAAGUGGAAAGAAAAUGUUUUUCUCCCUACACGGAGGUUUUCAAGCAAUGCCAUUUGAUCUGACUGCUUUGCUUGUGGGACUGACCGAAAUGAUGGACGUGAGGCUAAUUAAAACACUGUAGAGAUGGC
Messenger RNA from Budorcas taxicolor (takin), 767 nucleotides. It is a transcript of the gene LSM6, whose product is annotated as LSM6 homolog, U6 small nuclear RNA and mRNA degradation associated. Bases 158 to 400 code for a protein of 80 amino acids. Gene Ontology annotation, cellular component: U4/U6 x U5 tri-snRNP complex; sno(s)RNA-containing ribonucleoprotein complex; nucleolus. Gene Ontology annotation, biological process: mRNA splicing, via spliceosome; maturation of SSU-rRNA. The transcript is spliced from 4 exons. The record is from RefSeq and is a predicted model, not a curated record. Lineage: Eukaryota; Metazoa; Chordata; Mammalia; Artiodactyla; Bovidae. Gene Ontology annotation, molecular function: RNA binding.